Molecule: messenger RNA, 1482 nt
Organism: Ctenocephalides felis (cat flea)
Lineage: Eukaryota; Metazoa; Arthropoda; Insecta; Siphonaptera; Pulicidae
Exons: 3
Coding region: 1-1482 (493 amino acids)
Molecular function (GO): zinc ion binding; nucleic acid binding
Source: RefSeq, a predicted model, not a curated record
AUGGCUACUGGUGGUGAUGCUGAGAGCUUGGUGCCCGAAGCCUUAAGAGUGCUAUCGUUGACGGACUUGAUUAAUCUUAUUAGGGCGACAACCAGUAAUAAAAACGAUAGCAUCUCGAGCAGCGAGUGGUUGGCGACGAUACCGAUAUUCGACGGGUCGUCUGAGCAAUGCAUCGAGGCGUGGUUUGAACGGGUUGAGGUUGAGACCGUCCGGGAUGCAUACGAGGUGCCUAAGAAAAAGAUGGCGGUGCUGAUAACAUCGAAGCUGUCGGGGCGGGCGAGGCGAUUAUAUGACAGCAAGGCAGAGUAUGCGACAUAUUCAUACGACGAGCUGAAGAGGGUGCUAACAGCGUUUUUCAAAAAUGGAGAAGACAGGAUGACUAGAAUGAAGCGCUUUGAGUCUCGGAGGUGGCGAAAACAGGAACCGUUUAGCGCAUACUUUCAGGAGAAGAUGGCGCUAGGGAAUAGGUUGGGUUUUAUGGAGUCCGAUCUACUGGCUUAUAUGAUAGACGGCUUCGACAACCCGCCACUCCAGGCUCAAGCCAAGAUGAGCCAAUUUAAGGAUUUAGCAACUCUGCUAGGUGUAAUGAAUGAGUUGACAGCGGAGGAACGCGGAUGCAAUAUGAUGCCGCCUACGAGGGUACAGCCAACAGUGUUUCCUAGAGUGGAAACACAAGGCACAUAUCCUACGGUGAGGUGUUUUAAUUGUGGCGGAGUGGGACAUAUGGCGUCCAGGUGCAUCAAACCGAAGAACGAUGGAGUGGCGUGCUACGACUGUGGCUCAAAGGAGCAUCAGCAGAGAUUCUGCAAAAAUGUCCGGAGUACGGCGCAGGUGGCACCUGACAGCACUACAUUUCGAGUUAACGAAAUAUUGGCGAUUGAUGGUGAGAUUACCACAGACGGAGCGAAUAUAAGUAUAUCAGAUGAAAAUGACUACGAAGUAGAAGACCUGGAGAGUGAAAAACCGGAGGAACCAGAGACUGCAUUCGAAAUGCAUGACUAUGGAGUGAUAGCGACAGCAGAAGAUCUGGUAGAAAAGGAAUAUUUGGAGAGUGAAAAGCCGGAAGAAACAGAUACUGCAUUCGAAAUGCAUGGCUAUGGAGCGAUAGCGACGGCAGAAGAUUUGGAGACUGAAAAAACGGAGGAGCCAGAGACUGCAUUUGAAAUGCAUGGCUAUGGGGUGGUCGCGACAGUAGGAGAUCUGGUAAGAGAGGAAUAUUUGGAGACUGAAAAACGGGUGGUGCGCGAUUCUUACCCCAGCCCAAGAAUAGAUGAUUGCUUGGACUCACCGAAGUCUAAGAGGUAUUUUACGAAGCUAGAUCUGGAGAACGCUUUCUUUCAUGUGGUGGUGGCUGAGACUAGUAGAAAAUACACUAGCUUGGGGUGUGCACAGGGAGAAUAUGAAUACAACCAUUUAGAUUACUGUUGUAUUAGAUCUCAUCAGUCGGGGACGCCUGUGAGGUCAGGAUUGGCCGAACUAUAA